AUGCGCACAUUCUUCGCUCCGCUAUUGCUUGCGCCGCUCGCAGCGCUUGCCGCACCGGAUGUCUUCGCCGACUUCGAACCCGCCGUUGCGCCAUUAGAGAACCCCGUAUACGAGGCAAUGGAGACAUCUCCCGCGGACAGCGGCGUCGACCUUCUUAAGAGACAGAACAAUGCAUGCGCAAACCAAUACUACAACUGCGCUGGUCUCGGCGCACCAGGACUUUGCUGUCCACGAACAGCCGUCUGCUCAGCCGACCAGGCGGGACACGUAGCAUGCUGUCCCCAGGGCGUAGCAUGCACAGGAGCAAUUGGCGCCAUUGCAACCGGCGCAAACCCUUCGGCCACGUCGACCGUCUCGUUCGUAAUCGCAUCCACAACAGGCGACAGCCCAUUCGUGCAGGAAACAAAUGGCGCAAACCACGGAAGCACGGUACAGAACCAAUUCUACCCUUUCCCGUACAUACCGACGACUUACUCGAACGCAGCUGCCUGCUCGUCCGCUUAUACAAGCUGCCAAAGUGAUGCUGCAAGCUGUACGACUGCUCUAGCCAACGGCGCCGCGGGCGUCACUAUAUCGGCACCAAACGGCGGCGGCGCGACGAUUACGGCGAUUCCGAGUGUGGGUCUCCAGUCUGCUCAGAGCAUCUGCUCGAGCUUGAGCAGUCUCGGAUGUUCGCAGCUUACUGUUGAGGCCUGUGCGGCUUUUGAUGGUCAAGGAAACGCAGCAAAGAGAGCCCGCUGCGCCGACUACCUGAUGACAGCAGGUAUUGCAGUCGGCAUAGCGGGACAGCUUCUGAGAUGA
Molecule: messenger RNA, 801 nt
Organism: Alternaria atra
Lineage: Eukaryota; Fungi; Ascomycota; Dothideomycetes; Pleosporales; Pleosporaceae
Exons: 1
Coding region: 1-801 (266 amino acids)
Source: RefSeq, a predicted model, not a curated record